Molecule: messenger RNA, 6417 nt
Organism: Ictidomys tridecemlineatus (thirteen-lined ground squirrel)
Lineage: Eukaryota; Metazoa; Chordata; Mammalia; Rodentia; Sciuridae
Source: RefSeq, a predicted model, not a curated record
CUUUGAAACAGGAUCUUGCUAAGUUGCUGAGGUUUGCCUUGACUUCAUGAUCCUCCAGCCUCUCAAUCCCACCCUGGGAUUAUAGGCUUGUGUCACCAUGUCUGAUUAAGAUCAGUUUUUCACAUUAGAGGCUGCCUUUUCCCUCACAUCUGAGCUUUUUCUUUUACCUUCUCUAUUUUUCUUUUCUUUCUUCUUUCCUCUCCCUCCUUCCUUUGCCUUUUUUUUUCUUCAAUGGAUUUGACAUUUUAUUUUAGUUAAAUUCAUCCUUCUCUGUCUUUAGAGUAUCAGAAGACCAAAGUUUGACCCGAUCUUAUGGAAAGAUAUUUGUGAUUCUUCGUUGCUUUCCCUCAUGAUAUUCCUUUCCUUGUGUGCAGGAUACUCAGUACUCACACCCAAUCUGAUCUCCCAGUGGAAACAAGAGGAGGAACUGCAGACAGUGAACACAGAACUUAUCCAGGGCAUCUGUACGGAGCAGCACCAGGAAGGAAUUGAGUCUCUACUUAAUACUAAGGAAUUAGUUGCUCUUCAAGACAACAAUGGAGAAAAACCAUAUGAAUGUAAGGAAUGUGUAAAGGCCUUCAGUUGUUCCUCCAUGUUCAGAGCACAUAUGAAAAUUCAUAGUAAAAAGGCAAACUAUGAAUGUAAGGAAUGUGGGAAAACCUUCAGUUGUCCCUCUUCCUUUAAAGCACACGUGAGAGAUCACAAUGGUAAGGUGCAAUAUGAAUGUAAGGAGUGUGGGAAGGCCUAUAGUCAUUCCUCAUCCCUCACUGAACACCUAAGAACUCACAGUGGAGAAAAGCCUUAUGAGUGUAAGGAAUGUGGGAAGGCAUUUCGACAUUCUUCAUCCCUUACAAUACAUGCAAGACUGCAUACUGGAGAAAAACCCUUUGAAUGUCUGGAGUGUGGAAGAACUUUCCGUACUCCCUCAUCCUUUGGGAUACAUGUGAGAAGCCAUACUGGAGAGAAACCAUAUGAAUGUAAGGAAUGCGGGAAAACCUUCAGUAGUUCUUCCCAUCUUACAGUACAUAGAAGAACUCACACUGGAGAGAAACCUUAUGAAUGUAAAAAAUGUGGGAAAGCCUUUAUUCGUUGGUCAGGUCUUAGUAGCCACUUGAGAACUCACACUGAGGAAAAACCCUAUGAAUGUAAGGAAUGUGGGAAGGCAUUUCGACAUUCUUCAUACCUUACUAUACAUGCAAGAAUGCACACUGGAGAAAAACCCUUUGAAUGUCUGGAGUGUGGAAGAGCUUUCAGUUCUGCCUCAUCCUUUCGGAGACAUGUGAGAAUCCAUACUGGAGAUAAACCAUAUGAAUGUAAGGAAUGUGGGAAAGCCUUCAUUAGUUCUUACUAUCUUACAGUGCAUAGAAGAACUCACACUGGAGAGAAACCUUAUGAAUGUAAAAAAUGUGGGAAAGCCUUUAUUCGUUUCUCAGCUCUUAGUAUCCACGUGAGAUCCCACACUGAGGAAAAACCCUAUAAAUGUAAGGAAUGUGGGAAGGCAUUUCGACAUUCUUCAUCCCUUACUAUACAUGCAAGACUGCACACCGGAGAAAAACCCUUUGAAUGUCUAGAGUGUGGAAGAGCUUUCAGUUCUCCCUCAUCCUUUGGGAUUCAUGUUAGAAGCCAUACUGGAGAGAAACCAUAUGAAUGUAAGGAAUGUGGGAAAGCCUUCAGUAGUUCUUCCCAUCUUACAGUGCAUAGAAGAACUCACACUGGAGAGAAACCUUAUGAAUGUAAAAAAUGUGGGAAAGCCUUUGUUUGUUUCUCAGCUCUUAGUAUCCAUAUGAGAACCCACACUGAAGGAAAACCCUAUGAAUGUAAGGAAUGUGGGAAGGCAUUUCGACAUUCUUCAUCCCUGACUAUGCAUGCUAGAAUGCACACUUGAGAAAAACCCUUUGAAUGUCUAGAGUGUGGAAGAGCUUUCAGUUCCCCCUCAUCCUUUGGGAUACAUGUGAUUAGCCAUACUGGAGGAAAACCAUAUUAAUGUAAGGAAUGUGUCAAGCCUUUAUUUGUACAGCCUACUCUCGAAGAUGAAAAUUCACACAAGGGACAACAUAUAAAUGUAAGGAGUAAGGGAAUCUCUGCAAGAGUUUUUCUGAACUAAUGCAGUUUGUGAAGUCUCAUUUUGUGAAGUCUCAUACUGUAGAGACAUUAUAAAUGUGAGAAAGUAGGAGAUUAUCACUAAUUCUUUUGAAUGGUUCAGGACAACUGAGAGAAACCCUGUGUUUGUAAGGUAUAUGGUAAAGCCUUUUGAUUUUGAACAUACCUUGUGCCGCAGUCUGGCUGGGCUGUGCAAAGUAGCCGGUGGUGCGGGGGCGACAAGCAACUUGUGAAGGUGGAAACAGCGGGAGGUAUAUAUACCCAAGUAAAUACAGACAGCUUAUCUCAAUUAACAUCAUCCAGUUACAGCAAUCAGUCAUUAAGGAAUCUUCACCAUCUUAGUAAUUAGACACAGCUUAACUCAAUUAACAUCAUCUAGAUACAGCAGUCAGUCAUUAAGGAAUCCUCAUCCUCUUAAUAGCUCGCUGGUGUUACUUCUCAAACCACUCCUCCUGGCAAAGUGUCAGGUGCCAUCUUGACUUGCCUUUGCUCUCAACACUUGUAUAAGAAAAUUCAAAAUUUGAGCUAGAAAAGAAGAUCAGUGCCUCAUUAAAGUGGACUUCUAGAUUGUCAUUGAUUUCCAAUGUUUUCUAAUAGGAAGAUUUAAGGUUGUAUUUUUCCCUUUUCAGCUUUUAUGACAUACUUUUGAGUAUGAUGUGAGUUUCUUUAGCUGAGAUGUAAAUGCUAUUUCCAUUAUGAAGUCUUUUGGACUGUUGGGAGAUUGUGUGUGUACGUGUGUGUAUGCUUCUCCUCUGAGACAGGGUCCAGACCUGUAACUCCUGGACUUCUGCCUUAGCCCCCUAAGUUUGGGAGUACAAGCAUAUAUCAUUGAGUCUGGCUCAAAUGCAUUUUUUUUUUUUUUUUUUUGGCAGGCAGGAAAAUGGUGGGGUUUUUUUUUUUUAAUUGUUUAAGUUUGAACUCACAGCAUGGGCACCUUCUUCUUCUUCUUCUUCUUCUUCUUCUUCUUCGUCUUCGUCUUUGUCUUCACCUUCUUCUUCUUCGUCUUCGUCUUAGUCUUUUCCUUCGUCUUAGUCUUUUCCUUCGCCUUUGUCUGGAUACUGAAAGUUGCAUACCCAAUAAUUCCCCCCUUCCAAUUAAACUAAGAGUACCAACUGUUUUUGAGAGUAUUAGUAUUUACUAUCAAAAGCUUUUCAUGUGUAAUAAAAAAGUUUUAGUAAAAUUAAUUAGUACAAAGGCCUUGAAAGAGUAUUGUCUCAUGUAUUUGCUGUUUUGUGUUUUAUUCUUUAUGUUUGUUCAUGACUGGAAUCUUUUUUAAUUUAAAUUUUUUAAGUUGUUGAUGGAUCUUUAUUUUAUUUACUUAUAUGUAGUGCUGAGAAUCGAACCCAGUGUCUCAUAUACACUAGGUAAGUACUUAACUACUGAGCUACAACCCCAGCCCUCAUGGCUGGAAUUUUGAUCUAAUGUUUUAAGUUAAUAAUGUGUGUUAUAUUAAUUUGGAUAUAGCUCAGGACUACAUUUCCCUUUAUCACUUCUAAUCCUAGGUGAUAGUUUUCUAAAAUAACUUUGCAAGAAGUUUGAAAGGCUUUAGGGAAGGAGCUACAAUUGCCUGCUUAUUAGGACCACUAUAUAGGUAGACCAAUGAGUAGAGACCUUGUGGGCCCCAGUUUUCAGCUUAUUUUUCUGAGUAUUGAAGGCCCUGAUCCAUCCUUGCUCAAAACUGAAUGUUAAGUGCUUGACCUCAGUCUCCUCAGGGGCUGCACCUCCACAAACAUCUCCAUUAACUCCUGUAUCCUGGCCAAACACAACUUAGAUUUCUCUGGCAAGCUCUGGUGUUGCCAUUUUGGCAUUUUUGCUUCUCAUUGCACUUCCUCUGGCACUUUCACUGCCCUGUUAGAGUUGACCAGUUUGCAGAAGGAUUGUCAUCAUGCUCACAGUCCAGUCCCAUCCUUCACUCUGCUUAUGGGAUUGAUGUCUAUACAAGCCUACCAUGGUCCCAAAAGUGAGUAGACCUAUGGCUAAUGAAGUUAUCCUGACUGUAAUAUAGGCAAGCCUCGGAUAGGUGUCAUCCUAUUUUGGUAGAGGAGGAUUUAUAUUUGAUACCUUCAGACAGGGAAGAUUUUACUGCCUUUAUGUGAGAAGAGGAAUGCUAUGGGCUGUUUCAGGUACAUUUUGCUACCUCUUCCCCUUUUUAAAAACAUUGUAUUUUAAGGGGUGGUUCUGUGGCUCAGUGGUAGAGAAUUUGCCUAGCAUGUGUUUGAUUCUCAGCAUGGCAUAUAAACAAAUGAAUAAAAGGAAGGUCUAUUAACAACUAAAAAUUUUUUAAAAAAUUAUAUUUUAUCUCUUAAAAGCAUAACUAUAGCAUUUCCCUUAAUCACUUUUUACUGUUUAUCAAGGUAUACAUACACUAAUGUGCAAGCUGUGUACAGCUUGAUGUAAUUUCCCAUAGAUGUAUAAAUCCUGGUGGACACAUUUCCAGGAUUCCAGGAAAUUCAUUUAUCUCUUUCUCAAUAAUCUCUCCACAGAGGAAAUUGGAUUUUGACUCUUAUUACGCUUGAUUUGGUGUGCUUUUUCUGACUUUUCAAGUAAAUGUUAAAACUACAACAUGUACUGUGACAUGUUUGGCUUCUUUUACUCAACAUAAUGUCUGGUUUGUCAGUUGGUCUUAUUUCUCUUGGUAUAUGCUAUAUGUGGGGAAUGCAAUUACUGAAUGAUAGGGUAGACUUCAAGUGUAGUUUUGGUAGAUACUUUAGAUUUUCAAAAAUGUUGGUUCCACCAGUAAGUCCCCAACAGUGCAUGUGAGUGUUGGCUAUUCUGCAUACUGUGCCCACACUUUCUAACUUUAGCUUUUCAGCAGAGUGUGUGGUGGUAUGUUUUUUUGUUGUUGUUGUUGUUGAAAUAUGCAUUUUCCUGAUAUGUCAUGAUUUUGGGUACUUUUUGGUGUGCUUAUUGGUUAUUUGUAUAUCUUUAUUAGGCUACCUUGUGAAGCAUUUCACCUAUUUUUCUUUUCUUUUUUUCUUUUGAAGUGUUUCCUUGCUGCUAAAAAGUCCUUGGCUGUAACUAAGCUUCAAUCUAGAUCCUGAGGCUAAAAGAUGUGCAUUUAUCUGUCUCCAUGUCUUGGCUGUGCAUCCUUUUGCAUUGUCUUUUCUUCCAGCUGGGAUGUUUUCUUCACAGUAGGCUUCAGAAGUUCUGUGCUGCUUUCCUCCCAAGAUAAUGCUUCAGGGAGAAGAGUGACAUCUUUUUUGAACAGUUCCAAUAUAAUCAUCAAAAUGAAUCUGAGGAAGGGAGGGGGGAUACUUGAACAACUAAUAAUAAAAAAAUGAAAUCUGAUUAAUGGCUUAUUUUGUCCACCAUGGCUAGGGGAAUGUUAAUACUCUGAUUUGUUUAGGACCAACUCCCAGUUUCUCAUUGAGAAACUGAGGUUAGAAUUUGUUCCCCAAAUCAUAGAACCCUGGUAGUUAUGAUGCACACGGAGAGGAGAGAGUGGAAGCUGUGAGCAGGUGGGGCUCAAACUAGGGGCAAUAUUGCAUCUUAUGCUGACUUCGGGAAAUACAAAGUCUGGGAACUUACCCAGUGUUUGUUAGUUCCUAGAAAUUGUUUUUGAAUGUUAGAUGCCAUAUGACUUUUUAGAUUGCUAAAAAUUGCUCUCACUCUUUACAGAACAUAAAAAUAAGUAGAGAUCUGAGUAUUCUUUAUGAGUAUUUGCCUAGACCAAGAUACUGAAUAUAUUUUAUGUUUUCUUUAGGACCUUUCAUUGUUUGACUUCUUGCAUUCAGGUUCGUCAUCCAUUUCAAGUAUUUUUUUGUUUGAUAGGGUGUGAGGUAGGAUGCAGAUGUAUAUAUAUGUACAGAUUUAUCCACUAGAUCAUGUUUUCCCUUAGCUUACGUAAGCAAUCUAUGUCUUUUGGUUUGUUUGUCUUUCCUUGGAAAAGCACCAUACUAUCUUAAUUUGUAUUGCUUUGUAGUAUUUUUGGAAAUCUAGUAAUAAAUUCUCAUUUUAGAGUUUAUUAAUUUUUAUAAAAAUAUUCAGGGUCCAUUUUAUAGAAUAACUUAAGAAAAAUUGAGAACUUAAGACAGAAUUGCAUCUUUCAAUUAAUGAACAUGAUGCAACAAUCCAUUUACCUAGGUUGUCUUUAACUGUUCUGAAGGUGUUCUGUAGCUUAAUUGUAGAGGUCUUGAAUGCCUUUGUUUAAUUUAUUUCUAGGUAUGUGGUGUGUUUUGCUUUGUAAAUUUUUUUUAUUUUUGGAUUAGUACAUACCUUUUUUAUUUUUAAUUUUUGGAUUAGUACAUACCUUUGCAAUAUCUUUUUCUUACAUCAGCUUUAUAGCUUGUGACAUAAAUUUAACUCACUCAAGUAAUU